Molecule: messenger RNA, 3030 nt
Organism: Candidozyma pseudohaemuli
Lineage: Eukaryota; Fungi; Ascomycota; Pichiomycetes; Serinales; Metschnikowiaceae
Product: protoheme IX farnesyltransferase
Exons: 3
Coding region: 1-3030 (1009 amino acids)
Biological process (GO): heme biosynthetic process
Cellular component (GO): membrane
Molecular function (GO): protoheme IX farnesyltransferase activity
Source: RefSeq, a predicted model, not a curated record
AUGGGUCGAGAACCUGAGUUUGACAGGAGGAUGAUCAGGACUUCCUCAAGACCUGUUGUUAAAGGUAUCAUUUCCCCGCAACAAGCAUUCAGGUUUGCUGCUAUGACGGGCUCCAUUGGAUCUGCGAUCUUGUACUUUGGUGUUAAUCCAGUGGUAGCAGCCUUGGGACUCUCCAACAUUGUUCUAUAUGGAUGGUGUUAUACAUCGCUCAAGCGUAAAUCCAUCUUGAAUACGUGGGUUGGUGCUAUCGUUGGAGCAAUUCCUCCGUUAAUGGGCUGGGCAGCAUCGUCAUCCCUACUACACCCUGGAGCAUGGUGUCUCGCCUCCUUGCUUUAUGCAUGGCAAUUCCCACAUUUCAAUGCUCUUUCUCACAACAUCGCUGCUCAAUACAAACAAGCAGGAUACAUCAUGACGGCAGCGGAAAACCCAAGACUAAAUGCGAGGAAGCAUAAAGUUGAACUUGCUCAAGUUAUUGAAAAGUUCAUUGGUCUGAAAUCUGGGCCUACUGGUGAUUAUCUGCCAUCAGCUGUUACCCAUGUUAUGACGCAAGACCAAGAAUUUUUACCGAUUCAUCAAACUAACUCUACUGAUGAUGCUGAAGAUGAAGAGUAUAUCCCAGGCGAAACCGAAUCUGACACAGACAAUGAGGACGAUGAGAUGUCGGAUGCCGAACAAACUCUUGACAAAGCUGAAUUACGAGAAGAUGCCGUUUAUCUCCGAGACGCUGCAUCUGACUCUGAAUCAUCAGAGCUUGAUGUUGAUGAAUCUUAUCCGUAUGAUAGACUUACGAACAAGAAGCCGCGUCGUGACCUCUCAUCGGACCCCCCUACCGACGCUCCAAUUUUGGGAUAUGAUUUGGAUGCUAAGUUGCCAUCCCACCAAACUGGUUUGGAGACUCCUUCUUCGACCCCGAGUUCAUCUCAGCAAGGGGAGACACCUACGGAUGAAGGGGAGACUACUCUGACCACUACUGGGCCGACCGGGCUGCCUUCAUCGCCGGAACCCAGUACUGCUGCACUUGCUCCUGUGUUAGCACCUGAUGAUUUUAAGUUUGGUUUCGAUAUGAAAAAGGUGGAUGCAACACCCUUGCCUGACACCCCUCCGGCUGCGACCAAACCCUCCGAGCCGCCAUCUCGACGCAAUCCCACCAGAGGUACCACCAGAGGUCUUAUGGCUGGUCACUACAAGGAUUUGCAUACUGGCAAACCCAGAGGUAAAACUCUGUCUACUCCCUCGACAAUUCCGCCCCUGUCGGACUCUUCUGAUCAACUGGCCAUUAUCAAGGGGAGAAAUGAUACCGACACUGAGAAUGAAUCUGAUUCUCAUUCUCAAUCCGAGACUUCAUCCGAAUCUCAAGAACUCGAAUCCACAAAUUCUUCUGGAACACCGGCACUGACGAUUCUUAACCUGAAACGCAAAUUCUCGAAGAUCACGCGAUUGGUGGUUGCGACUGAUCCAGAAUACUCGAAUCAUUUACGACCUGACACAUUACAGAGAUGUCUCAGAGUUCGCAACGUCAGUAAUCGGUUAAUCGAUAAUACCCACUCGAAACUAUUGGAUAGCAAAUUGAAGACUCUGCAAGACAAUGUUGUCAUCGACACGGAAGAAACUCUUCAUGCUGCUGAAACUGAUAAUGAUACUACCUACCCUUACAACUACAAACAAGCAAUGAGAACUGCGGAGCGAAUUGAUUUUGAGGAGACCUAUGCUCCCGUCAUUAAAUACGCAAGUGUGCGUUUGUUUGUCGCUAUUGCUGCCGCUAAGACGUUAUCCAUUCAUCAGAUGGAUGUUAAGACCGCUUUCCUCAACGGAGAACUUAAGGAAGAGAUCUAUAUGGAACAACCAGAAGGUUUCAAAGAUCCUCGCUUUCCUAAUCACGUUCUAAAAUUGCACAAAGCUGUGUAUGGUUUGAAACAGGCACCGCUUGUCUGGAACGAGAAUAUCAACAAGUUUCUCCAAACACUAGGUUUCACUAGAAGUGAGUUGGAACCUUGCUUGUACUUCAUUCACAAGAAUGGUAAACUUACACUUCUUGGUCUCUAUGUGGACGACAUCCUCCUUCUGAGUGAGGAUCCUAAGACUAUCAAGGAUGUGAAAGCUGCUAUUUUCAAGAAGUAUAAAGUGAAAGAUAUGGGUAUCGCUAAGAAGUACUUGAACAUUGAUCUUUGUUAUGAGCUGACUGGAAUUGUGAUGAAUCUCAAGUCUUAUAUUGGGAAAAUGCUUGACAAGUUUGGAUUAAACAGCAUCAAACCUAAAGGAUUACCGCUCAGUCAAGAACUGGAGAGGUUUCUUGCUCCAACUGUUGAAGACCGUCACUCUGUCGAUUUAGAGAAUGAACCAGAUGCCAAAGACCCAGCUCGAUACAGACAAAUGAUAGGUACAUUUGUUCACGCUUCCAACACCGUGCGUGCUGACAUUGCCUAUGUUACUUCAUUGUUAGCCAAAUACCUGAAGAACCCCAAAGAGAGACACAUGAAAAUUGCCAUGAAUGUGUUUGCGUAUCUCAAAGGAACUAUCAAUCUCGGUUUACAUUACAAGUUCAAAACGCAACCCCAAGUUCACUGCCAUGUUGAUGCUAGUUGGAGAACAGCAAAUGCUCAGUCUGCCAGGGUUUACUUUUUCAAUGGAGCCCCCAUUUUAUGGUCAUCAAAGAAACAAACUACUGUUGCAACGAGUACUCAGGUUGCUGAACUCACCGCUAUUUACUCAGCUGUCUUUGAAGCUGAAUGGCUUAAGGAACUUACUAAAGAGUUGAAAUUUCAACAGGAGACUAUUACUAUAUGGAAUGACAACAGUGCCGCCUUGUCUGUCAUACGAGGAACUGGAUCUAUUUCCCCGCUGCAUUACAACCGCACGGUUGACAGGCAUUUGAGCUAUGUGAGACAGGCUGUCCACGCGAAGAUUGUGGAGGUCCUGUAUAUUAAGUCCGCAUUGAACCAUGCUGAUCCUCUCACUAAGGCAUUGAGUGAAGUUCUUAUCAAGAAACACCUAGAAGGUUUAGGGAUGAAAUUGAGUACCCAGAAGAGCUAG